CGUUCUUCAAAACUGCUUGUCGAAAUUCCUUAGUUCUUCGUUGCUUUUCUGGUGUAUUUAUAUUCGCUCGCUACACUUAACAAUACCGAAAGGUUUCUUUUGCAAACAUGCAUUUCACAACUUCGCUCGCUCUUUUCGGCACUCUCGUCGCUGCCUCCCAGGCAGUUGAGCCCAUCCGUGGCUCCUACGAGUCAAAUGAGGUCCUGUCUGUACUGAAGCGCCAGACCGUCAUUUGCAAGCCUGUUCCUCCGCCGUUUACUUGCGAACGUUCUUGCGGUCCCGGAUUUGUCCAGUGUGUGUACCCAUCCAUGUGUUACAACCCUGGCAGGGGAGACUCCUGCUGCGCCAACGGAAAGUACUGCAGGAAGGGCACAUACUGCACAGAUAGAGGCUGCUGCCCCGAUGACUUGAGCCUUGAGGAAUGCGGCGCUACCCGUACCAUCAGUGUCAUUCCACCACCAGACACACAGCCCAGCACUGAAGCCCCAUCUCCCACCGACGAGCCAUCUGAAACCGAGCCUGCUCCCACUGAGACUGAAACCGAGGAGCCUGAGCCCACCGAGACCGAGGUCGAACCCACUCCGACUGAGGAACCAACGACCCCAACCAUCAUUCCAACUGGCACUGGAAACCCAGGCUACCCUGGCAGCAAUGCCACCUUCACUAGCCCAUCUCCACCCCAGCAGACAGUGAACGCUGCGGCCCAGAUCAAGGGUGCUGCUAUGGCCCUUGGUCUCGGUGUUGUCGGCGUUGCUGUGGCCCUGAUGUAAAUCGGGAGGCCUAUCAUCGGAUAACCUGGAGGAAUCAUCUUGGCGACAACAACUUGUUCAUUCUUGUCGUUCGUUCACGUAUAAUUAAUCAUUAAUGGAUCAGUGUUGUAUGUAAGAAUGGAGCUGUUCAUAGGCUAUCUUUAGACAAUGCGGAUAUAUUUAUCGUUUUCGAAUAUAAACCUAGGAACGAGUUGAUCAGUGAAGCCGUCUGCCAGUCAUAACAUUGAGGUCAAUCAGCAUGACAAGAUUUUGCAGUUUUCUUCAUUUUCCAAGCACUCUGAGGAUCCUCUCGAGUUCCUUGUGUCUCUCAGUCUUUUCGACCGCGGUAGAAAGCCGUAAACAGGUUUCAGUUGACUACACUUUGAGAAGGGUUAGUUCUCUGGUGUGUACUCCGCAGUUGGUUGAAGCCGUCCCUUGGCUCGUUGACGGGCAACCCUUGCCACGGGCAAAUUGAAAUGAACGGAGUUGGGAGAAUUCGACAGCGCUAUCUGAAACGCCAUAGGCGCUUAUCUGCAGGGAAUAGGUUAUUCCAUAG
Messenger RNA from Coccidioides posadasii C735 delta SOWgp, 1305 nucleotides. RefSeq lists its product as uncharacterized. The record is from RefSeq and is a predicted model, not a curated record. Lineage: Eukaryota; Fungi; Ascomycota; Eurotiomycetes; Onygenales; Onygenaceae.